This is a messenger RNA of Cydia amplana, 873 nucleotides long. It is a transcript of the gene mRpL16, whose product is annotated as large ribosomal subunit protein uL16m. Lineage: Eukaryota; Metazoa; Arthropoda; Insecta; Lepidoptera; Tortricidae. Gene Ontology annotation, cellular component: ribosome; mitochondrial large ribosomal subunit. Gene Ontology annotation, molecular function: rRNA binding; structural constituent of ribosome. Gene Ontology annotation, biological process: mitochondrial translation. The record is from RefSeq and is a predicted model, not a curated record. The coding region runs from base 95 to 823 and encodes 242 amino acids. The transcript is spliced from 5 exons.
AUAUAACCAGUUUUGGUUGUUUUACCAGUAGAAUAAUCUAUAAAAAGAAAUACAACACAACAUACAAUAUUUAAUUUAGGUUUAUAAAAAUACCAUGAUUUCAAGACAAACAUUCGGCCUUUCUAUCGGCCUUUUGCGUUCAAAUGGACUUCAGUUAACGUGUGUAGCUGGGAUAAAAUACUUCCCGCCUCCCAAGAAUUAUGAUGAUAUCGAGAUUCCUGAACGCCAGAGGCUGCGUCCUCUGGACAAGGUGCCUACAUAUCCUGCUAAUUUGAAACCGCCAAAAAUGCAGAAGAGGUUGCGAUACAUGCGUGGUCCUGAGCUCCUGCACAACACGCUACAGUUAAAGCAGUAUGGUGUUAUUGCAACUGGUGGUGGUAGAAUGCGUCAUGAGCACUUUGAAAUGGCUCGUCUUGUAGUAGCCCGUAAAUUAGACAUGAAGAGAAUGUACGCUAUUUGGCGCAUUGACCCCCCGUGGCAACCAGUCACAAAAAAAGGCCAGGGGCAGAGAAUGGGCGGUGGAAAAGGAGCAAUUGAUCAUUAUGUUACCCCUAUCAAGGCUGGCAGAGUUAUAUUGGAGGUUGCCGGCAAAUGUGAAUAUCAAGAGGUCUGGCAAAUGUUGAAAAUUGUGGCGGAAAGAUUACCAUUUCAAGCAGAAGCUGUGUCACAAGAAAUCAUGGAGAAGAAAGCAGAUAAUGAAAAGUGGCAAGAAGAAAACAAUCAGAAUAAGUACACUAUGAAAUAUGUUAUUCAAAAUAAUAUGGGUGGAUGCCACAGAAUGCUUUCGCCGUUUGAUCACUAUUGGUAUGGCAGGCAUUUGUAGAUAUUUAUGUAUAUUGUAAUUAGUUCAAAAUAUAGUUGAAUUUAAGUUGA